This is a messenger RNA of Gavialis gangeticus (Gharial), 4719 nucleotides long. It is a transcript of the gene EEA1, whose product is annotated as early endosome antigen 1. Gene Ontology annotation, molecular function: metal ion binding; 1-phosphatidylinositol binding. The transcript has 29 exons. The record is from RefSeq and is a predicted model, not a curated record. Bases 1 to 4266 code for a protein of 1421 amino acids. NCBI's taxonomy places the organism in Eukaryota, Metazoa, Chordata, Crocodylia, Gavialidae. Gene Ontology annotation, biological process: endocytosis. Gene Ontology annotation, cellular component: early endosome.
AUGGAUAAGAAAAGCACAAAUGAAUUUCUUGAUGAAAAGUUGGCUGAAUGCAAUGAGACUCCAGGCAGAGUUGGAUCCCAGAGCUCAGAUUUGGAUUCCUCUGCAACACCUGGAAAUGCAGUGGAUGUGAACAAUGAAAGCUCGUCAGAGGGCUUUAUUUGUCCUCUGUGUAUGAAAUCUCAUGGAUCUGCUGAAGAACUCUUCAAGCAUUAUGAAGCAGUUCAUGAUUCUGGCAUCGAUUCAAGCCACGGAGGAGAAGGUCAUCCAUUACCCAAAAGAGAUGAAAUAUCACUACUCAGACAAGAAAUCCAAGACUUGCAAACUUCACUUAAGGAGGAAAGGUGGUACUCAGAAGAAUUGAAGAAGGAACUGGAAAAGGUGCAAGGGCAGCAGCAGCAAGAGUCUAAGCCUGAUGGUUUGACACCUGCAUCUACAGAACUUGAAUCAUUAGAACGGCAACUAGAAGAGAUCCAAGUAGAAAAUUUUAAUAUUAAGCAAAUGAAAGACCUGUUUGAACAGAAAGCAGCUCAACUGGCUACUGAAAUUGUGGAUCUUAAGGCCAAGUAUGAUGAAGAAAUGAGUCUUCGAGAAGGUGCUGAGCAGAAAGUGAUGAAUUUGACACAAGAAUUGCAGAGAGAGAGAACUGUAAUAGAGGACCUGAAGACCGAGCUGCUGCAAAGGCCUGGUCAAGAGGAUGUAGCUGUUCUAAAGAAGGAGCUGGUUCAAGUUCAGACGCUGAUGGACAAGAUGACUUUGGAACGUGAGAGAGAAUCUGAAAAACUGAAAGAUGAGUGCAAGCACUUGCAGGCAGAAUAUAUUAACUCAGAGGCCACCAUAAAUCAGUUGAGAGCUGAGCUUGCCAAAGGUCCUCAGGAGGUUGCUGUGUACGUGCAGGAACUACAAAAACUACAAAGCUCAGUUAAUGAACUAGAACAGAAAAAACAGAGUUUGACAGAAAAGCUUCUGAAGAAAGAACUGGAUUACACUGAAUUAGAAGAAAGGCACAGUGAAGUAUCUGUGAGUAAAAAGAACAUACAGGCAAGCCUACAUCAAAAGGAUCUGGACUGCCAGCAGCUUCAAGCAAGGUUGUCUGCAUCUGAAGCUUCAUUGCAGAGGUUACAGACAGAACUAGGUGAGAAGGGAGAAGCAAGCCAGAAACUUAAGGAAGAACUGUCAGAAGUAGAGACUAAGUACCAGCAUCUCAAAGCAGAGUUUAAACAGCUGCAGCAACAGAGGGAAGAAAAAGAACAACAUAGCCUACAGCUCCAAAGUGAGCUCAGUCAAUUGCACAAUAAACUUCUGGAAACAGAGCGCCAGCUAGGCGAAGCACAUGGUAGGCUUAAAGAACAGAGACAGUUGUCUAGUGAAAAACUGAUGGAUAAAGAACAGCAGGUGGCUGAUCUGCAGUUAAAACUAUCCCGUGCUGAAGAACAGCUAAAGGAAAAAGCAGCAAAUUUCACCGAAUUGCAGCAUCAGUUAGAUAAAGCCAAGCAGCAACAUCAGGAGCAACAGACUCUUCAGCAAAAUACUACAGCAAAACUGCGAGAAGCCCAGAAUGAUUUGGAGCAAGUAUUACGUCAGAUUGGAGAUAAGGACCAAAAAAUUCAAAACCUUGAGGCCUUGCUGCAAAAGAGUAAAGAGAACAUCUCCCUGCUAGAAAAGGAAAGAGAGGACCUGUAUGCAAAAAUUCAAGCUGGUGAAGGCGAAACUGCAGUUCUUAACCAGCUGCAAGAAAAAAAUCAUAUGUUGCAAGAACAGGUCACUCAGCUAACAGAGAAGCUGAAGAAUCAGUCAGAAAGUCAUAAGCAAGCCCAAGAGAAUUUGCAUGAGCAGGUGCAGGAGCAGAAAGCACAUCUAAGAGCUGCUCAAGACCGUGUGCUCUCCCUGGAAACAAACAUUGCUGAACUAAAUAGCCAGCUCAGUGAAAGCAAAGAGAAAGUAUCCCAACUUGAUAUACAGAUAAAAGCAAAGACUGAACUGCUGCUUUCAGCAGAAGCUUCAAAAACUGCUCAGAGAGCAGAUCUUCAGAAUCACUUGGACACUGCCCAGCAUGCACUACAAGAUAAACAACAGGAGUUAAAUAAGGUCAGCACUCAGCUGGAUCAGGUUACAGCUAAGUUGAAUGAUAAGCAGGAGUAUUGUACACAGCUGGAAGCUAAUCUUAAAGAGUACAAAGAGAAACACUUUCAUUUAGAACAGAAAACUGAAGAACUAGAGGGACAGCUUAAGAAACUUGAAGCCGACAGCCUUGAAGCCAAAGCAAGCAAAGAACAGGCUCUCCAGGAGUUGCAACAGCAGCGGCAGCAGUGUACAGAGUUAGGCCUUAGGACAGCAGAAUUAAGCAAUCAACUCAAAGCAGAAAAAGAAGUUGUGUCUAAUACUAAAUUGGAUCUGCAGAAGAAAUCUGAUGCCCUUGAACAAGCAAAACAGCAUAUUUCAAAGCAAGAAGGAGAAAAAGCAAGCCUUAAAAGGGACCUUGAGAAAUUAAAUCAAGAGACAACCAAACAACUAAAGGAACUAGAUGGCAAGAUACAAGUAAUGAUGUCAGAGCUGCAGCAAACCAAGUCAGAGAAAGAUACUUUAUUAAAAGACCUCACCGUUACCAAAGAUAAACUAUCAAAAACUAGUGAAUCCUUGAAAUAUACAAAAGAUGACUUAGAAAAGGAGAAACAGAAAGGAAAAGCAGCUUUGGCAGAAACGGAAAAAUCAUGCCAAGAUUUAAAACAUCAACUCCAAGUGCAAACAGAAUCUGUUGCUAAAGAACGGAAUGAGUUGAAAAAUUCACUUGAAAAACAGGAAGGGAUUUCUAAGCAGUUGACAGUAGAGCUUGAUUCAAUACGAGGACAAAUAGUGGAAUUUCAGAGUCUUCUGAAAGAGAAAGAAAAGAGCGAACAGAAUCUCCAGGGGAAACUGAGAGAGCUAAAGGAAUCGUUUGAUCAGAAGAAAAGACAAAAUGAAAUGUUGCAGGCUGAAUUAAAAGCUGCCCUUUUGGAAAAGGCAGAAUUAGAGAACAAACUGCAGCAACAGACAACACUGUCAGCACAGGAACUUAAAGCAGAGAAAGGAAAAUUAGCAGAAUUGCAGAAAGUCCACGAAAAACAUCAAGAAAAUAUGGAAAAACUUCAGCUGGAUCUUUAUGGUAAAGAGUCUGAACUGCUGGCAACAAGGCAAGACCUUAAGUCCAUAGAGGAGAAACUCGCUUUGGCUCAGGAGGAUUUGGUUUCAAGCAGGAAUCAAAUUAGUAGUCAUAAUCAGUUGAUCCAAGAACUUAAGAAAAUGCAGUCUACCUUGGAACAGGAUGUGUCAAAAAAAGAACAGCACCUGGAGGAGCAGAAAAAAAUGUUGCAAGAAAUCCAGAAAGACAAGGUUUUGAAAGAAAAAGAUUUGGUGAAUGAAAAAUGUAAAACAACAGAACUCCAGGAAAUAAAAAAUAGGCUAGAAAAAGAGACUGCUAGACUGAAUGAAGAGCUUAGAACCUACAAGCAAGAACUGCAGAAGGAGGUGGCAAAUCUGAAGGAUGCCAAACAACUAUUGAUUCAGCAGAAACUAGAACUACAGGGCAGAGUAGAUAACAUGAAUUCAGCCCUGGAUCAGGAGAAGAAGAACCAGCAAAUUCUAAGAGAUAAGCUGAAGAAGAAAGAGGAAGACCUGAAGAAGGAAUAUGCUGAGCUUGAAGCUAAACUGCGUUCAGAGAUAAAAGAGAAAGAAGAAGAAAACAAAAAACACGAGGAGGAAAAGGCCAAGCUCGCCAUGCAGUUCACAGCUCUGAAUGAAAACCUGGCCACAAUGAAGAAAGAAUGGCAGAGCAGCCAGAGGAGAGUCAGCGAGCUAGAGAAGCAGACAGACGACUUGCGUGGGGAGAUAGCGGUAUUAGAAGCAACAGUGCAAAAUAAUCAGGACGAGAGGAGAGCAUUGCUGGAGAGGUGUAUCAAAGGUGAGGGAGAAAUUGAGAAGCUUCAAGCCAAACUUAUGGAAAUGAAGAAAAAGUUGGACAACACAACUGCAGCAAUGCAAGAGCUAGGCCGAGAAAACCAGUCGCUACAGAUCAAACACACGCAAGCCCUGAACAGGAAGUGGGCAGAAGAUAACGAGGUACAGAAUUGUAUGGCCUGUGGGAAGAGCUUCUCGGUGACUGUGAGAAGGCAUCACUGUAGACAGUGUGGAAAUAUCUUUUGCGCUGAGUGCUCAGCAAAGAAUGCCUUAACUCCUUCUUCUAAGAAGCCUGUCCGGGUCUGUGAUACUUGUUUCAAUGACUUGCAAGGAUAACUGGUUAUCUCAAAUGAUGUGUGUUACACUAAAAUUAGAAUUUCUGUUGAUGCACUUCGUACAGCACUCAGACUACUAUUCAGUUUGGACAAUGAUUGUAACACUUGGCAAAAUUUAGUAUAUUUUAAAAUGUUUAUUGAUACCAAGUAAAACUAUUGUAUUUUUUGUGAGACAUGGGCUCAAAUCAUCCAUAGCUUAUUGCCAUUUACCCUGGAAAAGAGAUUUUAUGUCUAGAUUAGAAAUACCCAGUUACUUGUAAAUAAAGUUUAAACAGAGGAGUAACAAUGUAUUUUUUUAUCUUUAAUUUUUUGUUCAAAAGAAAAAUGUUUAUGUGAUAUUGCAGCUAAUUUUUGUUUCCUUUUGAAAUGAGGAAGUUGCAAAAAUCUGCCAGGAUUUUGUGUAUCAAAUAUUGCUGCUUUAAUGGCAUAAUUACAAUUAAAUUGUUGCAUUUAA